AAUGAAUGACAAAUUAAAAAGUUUUAUUUUUCUUAUAUUGGUACGAGAUUUUAUUGAUUGUUUUCUUUCAAGAUUUUCGGCCAGACGGCGACUGAAAUUGCAAGUUACUGUGAUAUAUUUAUUUUCAAUAUUUAACUUUUCUUAUCAAGCAAUUAAAUGAUCAGGGAUAUCGAGUUAUGUCUAUAAGUAAUGGAAGGUACAGAACUGGGUGGCGACCAGCAAUUCUGUUUGAGAUGGAACAAUUUUCAAGCAAAUAUAACAUCUCAAUUCGAGGCACUGCGCGAUGAUGAGGACUUCGUGGAUGUCACUCUGGCAUGCGAGGGACACAGGUUGGAAGCACACAAAGUGGUUUUAUCGGCGUGUAGUCCUUAUUUCAAGGAAUUAUUUAAAAAUAAUCCAUGUCCUCAUCCGAUAAUAUUCAUGCGGGAUUGUGAGGUCUCUCAUAUACGGGCACUGCUCCAGUUUAUGUACGUAGGACAAGUGAACAUCGCGCAGGCACAACUCAGCGCUUUUCUUCGGACUGCCGAUGCUUUACAAAUUCGCGGCCUCACUGACUGCUCACAACACAACGAUAAAAAAACCAAUCGAAAGUCUCCCCCGUCUCAAUUACGCAAUUUGCUCAGCGCUAAGCCCUCACAUUCUACCUCCUCCUCCAAAGCCGCAAACCAAAAUGUGGAAUCGACCUCUGCCGAUGACCAAGAGAAGAGCGCUAAUCGCCGUUCCGCGAGGAAUUCUCCUGAAGUGCCCAGAAAUAAUCUCAGCGAAGAAGCUUCCUUUCAAAGUUCUAGUCAAACGAGGCCUAAUAAUGAUGACUAUAGCCAAACCUGUAACUACCCCACAUUGCGGGUGAAAACUGAUCUCGAAGUGACAGACGUGAAUAACGAAGAGAAUGAUAUUCUUAUGGAUCCCGGUGAUGCGGAGAGAGAUAGCAAAUCCCAAGAUUUCAGCGCCACAGAUUUGUUGGAACCAAAAAUGGAAGUCCUGGAACAGGAAGCUAGUGAUGAAGAGCGAUCGGGGUUUCAGCCGUUAUACUUUAAUGAAAAUAAUACUCUCGCAAAUCCUUUUGCCACACUUCAAGGUAGUAUGGAUCUCAUGACGGGAAUGAACGCGGAGCUGACUGAGAACGCAGAAGUUCCAGGUCGAUGGGAUGCGCGUAGGAACCGACCAGUACCAGAUGCAGUGUGGUUGGAACAGCAUAGACGAGCUUUGCCCUUCGUCCUAAAGAGAGAGAAUGAGCGAGCACCGACACCUAGACUCAUAAAACUCGGCGAGGGUGUGGAGAUUCGGGAAGACCUAUUACGUGGGGUCAAAUGGGGGGACUAUCGGAAAGUGACGAGAGGUUUAGCAGCCGCGUUGUUCUCACCAAUUGAAUUGGCCACGUGUUCUGUGACCGGGCAGAGGUGGUCACGCGCAGGUCAAGAGUCGCGACCGACGAAGCCACCGUUGGACAGACGCAGAGUUCACGCGCUGAUUACAUAUGUGAGCAGGCAUUUCCCUGAUGUUGAAGUCAGUCGGAUCAAGCAAGUUCUGGCCUAUAAGUGCAAGGAGAAUUGUGCAGCCCUAAGAAUGAGAACAGCCAGGUUGUCGAACUGUUUCAGCGAAUCGAGCAACUAUUUGCUGAGUGCAGCUGGCCGCCCGCCCUGCGACGAUCCGCCCCAUCACCCGCCCACACCCACGCCAAGACCGUCUUAUUCCAACUAUGAGGCUUCAAAAGGCGGCGGGGCAGGGGGCACUGGCGGUGCGGGGGGAAGUGGGCCUCCGGGAGGCGGAGGGGAGGGAAGAGGGCAGGGAGAUGAUGACACGCACUGAUCCGCACAUUGAGGAAACUAUUAGCUAUGUCCACACACGGGGUAAACCAAUUUUGCCCCUUCUCAAAAAUUUGCGGGUACCCUCUUUUCUAACAUUCUACAGAACCCCGACGAAAUUCUAGGCUACCUGCAAAACAGUCAAGACGAUUAAAAAUCCUCCAUAUUUACAUCAAAUGGCACUGACGAGUGAGAAAUACUCAGAAUUAACACAUAUCGUAUAGGUUUUAACCAGUGUGGGCACACUAAGAUAUCUUCCACUUUGGAUUUUUUUAUACCCAAAACGUCAAAAAUGCAUUGCUACUGAUACACUUUAAAAUAUUUCAGUGAUAAUUAUCAAACGGCAUUGUUUCGAAGACUUGCGCGUUCAGAGUACAGGCGAUGCGCUAAUUUAUUGUUUAGGUGAUAUUUUUCUAUUGGCUACUAAAGAGGCCUCGUUCUCGAAGCUCUAGCAAUAAUUUAUCAGGUUCCUAAGACAUUUUUCGUAGUUAGGUUUCUUGCACGAACUUUCGCGAAACACUGCCGCUUCAAAACAUCUCUUCGCCUCUUUAUUUUAGUCAUUUUCGAACCGCGUAACUAUUAAGCAUUCGAGUGCUGUAUGAGGGACCGUUGCAAUCGCAAAGUAAUGGCAUAAUUAUAGGACUAACAUAGAUAUAUCGUAGUCAUUUCAUUUUAUAGUUGUAAUGUGAAGAUGAAUUUAUUUUGGAACGAGUCAGGUAUUGGGUUUUCGGAGUGCUGUGAUCGCGACGGUUUAAAUGGAGUCAUAUUUUUUAAUAUAUAAGUGUUAAUCGUCUUUGCAUUGUACGAAGACCAUUUUUCGUGUUUAAUUUUUUUCCAAGUCACGGUUUUCGUUAUAUGCAAAGAUUGUUUAGAGGUUAUUUGACUAUCACCACGCAUAUAAGGGUGGGGCUACAUUUGGCGGUAUUAGUCACGCCGUCACUGCCUUUUUUUUUUCUUUGGUUUUUCCAAAUAAUUGAAUGUUAACUCUGAAUGCAUUUAACUGUGGAUCUUGUUUGCGUCACUAUUUCUGCCUCAUGUAUGCCCCAAGUGACGUCAAUUGGUGAUCGGACGGCAUUGCACAUCUGCACAGGGAUGUAUUUAUCAUAUCAACUAAGCAAUAACUAUUAACUAUAAUUUGAUAAAGAGAAUGAAUUUUUUUUUUAAUUUUUAAAAAUACUAUUUUAACCAAGUUGUUAUAAUGAAUAGUUAGUAAAUAACUCAAUUCUCUAAAGUCCAUGAUCAUAUAUAUAGUUCUUUUGAACGGUGAUCAAAUCCUCAUAAUAAUUAUGUAACACACAUAAUCAAAUAUCAUAUCAUAUUAUUUUACAAAAUUUUCUACAUAUCCAAGAGUCACAGAAACAGACUGCGUCCCCAUUCGAGAUGUGAAUGGUAGAAGAUGGUUAACUUCAGAGCCAAAUUAGUUUCCUACAACCUAUGAUCUCUUAUUUAGUACACUAUAGCUUAUAAAUUGUUAGCAUCUGUAUAUACGGUAGGGGUCAAUUCGUAUGUCAGUCUGUUUCUAUGCCCUGCACUAGUCUCCCGAUAUUGGUGUAUAAGUUACAGUUACCAGAUUUAGGAUAUUCUAGACACUGGAUGAUGAUGCCAAUUCAGUCGAAAUGCUCAAUUUUGCCAAAUUUUUACUUGCCGACAGUCUUGUCUAUUGUUUUUUCGUUUCUUCGCGUUUUGUGUUCGGCCUUUCUCUAAGACGAGUGGCUCGAUUUGCUCAACUGUGAUGCGUGUUGGAUGUUUUUCUUCGUAAUCUGAUUAUACUCAAUAGAAAUCAAGUGAGCGAUUGUUAAUUGUAAUUUAAAAAAGUAUAACUUGAAUGCUCGAGAUGCAAUAUGUUAAUUUUGUGCCAAAUGAUAAGUCGUAGCAAUAUAAUCCUAAUCUUGCGUAAUUUGUUGCGUAGUUACCUAUGAGGUUUCAAAGGUUUCUUUUACAAGACUAUAGUAGUAUAUUUAUACAGGGAAAGUGUUAGAAUGUUGUUUGGAUAUAAGAAUGUUUUAGCGGUAUAAUACUCAAUACGCAGGAUGUAAAAAUAAACGCGUCGACGUCUAGUCGGGUUUCGACUACCGAAACAUGCCCAUGGGCAUUGGUCGCCUCCGAAUCGGCUAUUAUUUUUACACUCUGUACGUGCGCGAGCAAUGGAACAAGAGAAUUUAUUUACUCAUAAGAUUUUUUUAUUAAUUAUGAUAAUCUUUUUUUUUUACUAAAAUGAUAUACUUUAUUUCUCAUUUUACAAUUGUAAUGGCAGCUGUUCGUAUAGCAGUGAGGGAUAUGAUCAAUCACUGGUUAAGGUUUCAAAGGUAAAGGCAACGAUACAUCGAACUUGAUUGGGCACAAACUAUUGAUCGCUAUCGCUUCCCUUCGGUUAUUGUAAAUGAUACGAGAUUUCUAAAACAUAGUUUGAUAGAAUGUUUGUGAGGCCCUCGUUAUAAAGUCUAAUUAUAUACAUAUAUCGCUGAGCAAUAAAUCUGUGAACUGUAAAUAAUAACAACUCGAAGCCGUUUGCUGUGCCAAAAUUAUGUGCUAGUCCUAAACAAAAUGUUGUUAUCAUUUUUCAGAUUUUAUUUAGUCCGAAAUGUAUUUGUUCCUGUGAAUUACUCGAAACAAAUCAACACGUCUAUUGUGAUAUGGUUUCGCAUAAUGUAAUCGCUCCGAUACUAGUUUAGUAGAUAUCGAUAAGGGCUAGGAAAUUCUAUUAUAAAUUAUAUAAAUUUAUCUUCCAAAAAUUAUUAGCAAAUUAAUUUUCAUGUUAAGGUAGGCGAUUUAAUUGUUAUUUGUAAAUAUAUAAUGUUGUCUAAGACAACUGGAACUAGGAGCGAUUAUGUGGUGUGAUGGUAUGUGUAACGUAUGAUAACAUCACAGGGUUCGUUAGAUAGGAUUUGUAUGUGAUUUUUAUACAAGAGGUUUGGGUGAAGGUGUUGUGAAGGUUAAGCUUCGUUGAGUGAUCUAUUGAGUGAAGGCUACCAGAUAGUCGGGUUAGUGUUGAUUUGUUAAUAUAUUUAUAGUAUUUAUAAAAGAUGCACACAAUGAUUUAGCUUUGAGCUCGUGCAAUAUUAUUCCAAAUUGUUUAUAAGAAAAAUGUUAUAAUUAUUUCUACUCUAAAUUGUUAUAUAAAUAUUUUUGUAUAUGUAAAAGACAAAGGCAACUUGAAUUCUAUUUUUGUUGUGCAUUUAUUCUCAAAUUUUAUCGAUAUGGUAACCGCAAACCCAUUGUGGACUGUAACGUCUGCAUGCAAGAAAUAUAAUUAAGAUAUUAUGAUAGAUGGAUUUUUUAUAUAUUACCGCUGAUAUUGUGAGUCAAUUCAAAUGAUUAUUCUCUUUUUUUUAGAGUUAUUUACAAUAUAUCACCUAUGAUUGCUCAAUAUGAUGCAAUGUUAAUUACAAUGUAGAGGAAUCAAGUACGUCGUUUUAUAUGGUUAUUUUACUGUUUAUAAUUUGCGAGUUGUGGCAGCGCAUGUUUAUAGUUUUAUGUUUAUUCUAAGAGAGGCCAAAUGUUGACUUGCUUAUGUGAGACUGUUUUGCCAAGAAUCAGAAAGUAUAUUACCUACAUUGUUUUAAAAUAAAUGCUUUUAUAUAA
Messenger RNA from Pieris rapae (cabbage white), 5387 nucleotides. RefSeq names its product protein tramtrack, alpha isoform. Gene Ontology annotation, molecular function: DNA binding; protein binding. Gene Ontology annotation, biological process: regulation of transcription by RNA polymerase II. The record is from RefSeq and is a predicted model, not a curated record. Gene Ontology annotation, cellular component: nucleus. Bases 190 to 1809 code for a protein of 539 amino acids. The transcript has 8 exons. NCBI's taxonomy places the organism in Eukaryota, Metazoa, Arthropoda, Insecta, Lepidoptera, Pieridae.